Messenger RNA from Gordionus sp. m RMFG-2023, 6535 nucleotides. Its product is annotated as phospholipid-transporting ATPase ID-like. The record is from RefSeq and is a predicted model, not a curated record. Gene Ontology annotation, cellular component: trans-Golgi network; plasma membrane. Gene Ontology annotation, biological process: phospholipid translocation; Golgi organization. The transcript is spliced from 32 exons. The coding region runs from base 542 to 5530 and encodes 1662 amino acids. NCBI's taxonomy places the organism in Eukaryota, Metazoa, Nematomorpha, Gordioida, Chordodea, Parachordodidae. Gene Ontology annotation, molecular function: ATPase-coupled intramembrane lipid carrier activity; ATP binding; ATP hydrolysis activity.
CAAAUGACAUUUGCUUAUAUAAUUGAUAAAUAAUAUUUUACUGGAGAAUGCAUCAUUCAUCAUUAUCAUCAAUUUAGAAAUAAAUUUAAAAAAAUUCGCGUUUCAAACAAGAUUUUUGGAGAUCUAACUCAUUCACCCUUGUAAUUUGAGGAGCCAACUCCCGAAUUUGGCUGGAAAAUAUACUCUUGAUAUUAAAAACGACGCGAUUCGCGAAAUCAAAAUGAAGAAAAAAACGAGUUUAAAAUUAUGGUAAAAUCUUUUAUGGGAUUAGAUUCAUUAAAAUCCGGAAAGAUUUCCCCCUCAAAUUUCGAAUAAAAACCUCAAAGUCAAAACGGAAUGAUUGGGAAAAAAACUCCUAUCAUAAUAUAAAGAAAAUUCGAAGGUAUCCUUGCACAUUCGAGACUGAAAAGAACUAACUUUGUUUUACACAACUCACAAAUAACUCGAAACUUAUAGAGGACCUUCUAUUUUUUACGAAGGAAACUUAAGAAGGAAAAACCGAGGAAAGACAUAGGUCAUAACUGCUGAGAGACACCGAGAUAUGAAACCUUUAAAAUGGUUCAAGCGAAAAGAUUCUACCUACAUAGAGAAAGAAAGAAUUAUUAGGAUUGGCGACUCGUCUUACAACAGAUCGUUCAAUUACGCAGAUAACAUUAUUAUCACGAGCAAAUAUUCCAUCUUCACUUUCCUGCCCAAAAAUUUAAUCGAGCAAUUUCAACGUAUCGCCAACGCCUACUUUUUGGGACUCUUAAUUUUACAAUUGAUUCCUCAGAUAUCUUCAUUGACUCCCAUAACAACGGUUAUCCCAUUAGUUUGUGUGCUAUCACUCACGGCUCUUAAAGACGGGAUCGAUGAUUUAAGACGACACCACAAUGAUAAGUUAGUGAAUAAUAGGGAAUCAUUCGUUUUGCGAAACGGGCAAAUUAUCGAAGAAAGAUGGCGGAAGGUCGAAGUUGGCGACAUUCUUAAGCUUACCAACGACCAAUUCGUGGCGGCUGACAUGUUAUUGAUAAGUUCUAGCGAACCGAACGGCUUGUGUUAUAUAGAAACCGCUGAAUUGGACGGAGAAACGAAUUUAAAAUGUCGCCAAGCUCUACCCGAUACCGCGGUAUUGGAAGAUAAUCUCAACGAAAUGGAGAAUCUCAAAGCCGAAAUAUUAUGCGAACCUCCUAACAAUAGGCUCAAUAAAUUCGAAGGAACAAUUACGCUAAAAGGAAAAACGCUUCCCUUGGACAACGAUCAAGUUCUAUUGCGGGGAUGCGUUCUCAGGAAUACCAAAUGGUGCUACGGAACCGUUCUGUUCGCCGGUAAGGACACGAAACUGAUGCAAAAUAGCGGAAAGGACACUUUUAAACGCACAUCUAUCGAUCGUCUCGUUAAUGUUCUCAUAAUCGGGAUAUUCAUAUUCUUGGUGAGCAUAUGUUUAUUUACUGCCAUAGCUCACGGAAUUUGGCAAAGCCAAGUUGGAAUAUACUUCAGGGUCGUCCUACCCUGGGCAAGCUUUAUUUCCCCUCAAUACGUGGAGGUGGGCAUCAUAGCCAUAUCGUCUCUCACUUUCCUGUCCUACCUGAUAUUGCUAAAUACCUUGGUGCCUAUAUCGCUUUACGUUAGCGUAGAGAUGAUACGUAUAGCUCAUAGUUUUUGGAUAAACUGGGACGUCAAGAUGUACGACACCAAGAGUGGAACUGCUGCGAAAGCUAGAACCACAACCCUCAACGAAGAAUUGGGACAGAUUCAAUAUAUAUUUUCUGACAAAACGGGAACACUUACUCAAAAUAUAAUGUGUUUCAAAAAAUGUUCCGUUCUUGGACAACUCUAUGGAUACGUUCAAGACGACAAAGGAAAUAUCCUCUCUCCUAGCGAAAAAGAUAAGAGCGUGGACUUCAGUCAAAAUCCUUACUACGAACCCAAAUUCAAAUUUUACGACCAAAGAUUAGUCGAUCACAUCGCGAACGGGGACCCUCACGCGAUUCGGCUUUUCACGCUGCUAGCCUUAUGUCAUACCGUAAUGCCAGGCGAAAAGAAUGGUCAAUUGGAGUAUCUAGCACAGUCACCAGAUGAAGGCGCCUUAGUUUCAGCCGCUAGAAAUUUUGGCAUCGUUUUUAAGUCUAGAACUCCUAAAACCAUAACUAUAGAAAGAAAUGGAAAGGAAAUUAUUUACCAGCUUUUAGCCAUAUUCGAUUUCAACAACGUUCGCAAACGCAUGUCUGUGAUAGUCAAAAAGGAGGGGAAAAUAACUUUGUAUUGCAAGGGAGCGGAUUCGGUUAUAAUUGAACGUUUAGACCCUAGCGAUGUUCAAUCUAUUAUUUCCACAACCUUGGAUCAUUUAACUAAAUUCGCGGUUGAAGGUCUGAGAACGCUGUGCCUCGCAUAUAAAGACAUUAAUCCUUCCAUAUAUAGGACAUGGGAGAAGAAAUAUGAAAAAACUAACGCCUGCCUAACAGAUCGCGAGGCAAGACUCGACCUGCUUUACGAAGAAAUGGAAAAAGAUUUGCAUCUCAUAGGAGCGACCGCGGUAGAAGAUAAAUUGCAAGACGGGGUUCCGGAAACCAUAGCUAACUUGCUCAGGGCUGGUAUUAGGAUAUGGGUUUUGACGGGAGAUAAACAAGAAACGGCCAUAAACAUAGGUUACUCCUGCCAACUCCUCAAUGACGAUGUGGAGGAAAUAUACGUGAUAGAUGGGCAACACUUCGAAGAGGUCGAGCGGGAACUCUCCUGCGUGCGCAAAACAGCCUCUGUAGCCUCUCUCAUUUCCGCCACUCCUUCCUCUGCCUCCUCUAUCAACCAUCCCAGGGAUAAAUCCGUGGCGUCAUCUCAAAACAGUAGUAAAAAGCAGGAAAAAAAGGGCUUCUGGAGUAGGUUAGGCGCUUACAUCUCGCCCUCCACGUCUUUGCCUGCUGGCAAAGGAGGCAAGUAUUUAGAAGCAGUGGGCAACGGGACAAGUGACCAUAUUAUGAGGAGUAGCUACGAUCAAUGGGAGGAAUGGAAUGAUAGAAUACGUCGGAACUUUUAUUGGCUUAUAGCUCCCCCUUCUUACAACUACAAUUAUAAUUACACUAACCAAGCUACCCAAAUUGAUAAUGCUAUUAAAGCUCCAAUCAAUAUGGCAGCUUCGAAAGCCACAUUAAAUGAUCCAAGUUGCCCAACUAUUUCCAUUACCACCGCAGUCGCCGCAAUCGAUAGUGAAAUGACCUUGGCUCCCAUUCGCGGGCGAGAGAAAUUUCAAACGCGCUCUGCAGCUUAUGCUACCUCUACACAUCCUACCGUUGUCGGAGCCAAGAAGAAAAAAGGUGGAAAUGGGAAUACUAUGAGUGGACCUACCGGCUUACGACAGCCCGAGAUAGAGGGCAUGCGAAUAGACGUUAGCGUUACUCCGCCUCAUUCGGAUACCUCCCUUUACCAUCGAUUCAACCAAAAUAACAAUAAUAACGAUAUAAUCGAUCACCCACCACGCAAACCAAACCUCAAUCACAAUGCCGACCCUUCUAACAACGGCGGUGCCUUAAGACCGGAAAACAAUAGCACAGGGGCAGUCGGAGGUCGAAAAUCGCCUGUAAGCCCUUACGAAUCUCGCUUAAGAUAUCCCGCCCGCUCCUCUCCCGUCCCACCCGCUAAUCAAUCAAUUCCCGAAGAACGCUCCGUUUUUAAUUACGAUUCUCCUUUCCUUCCAACACCGAGCUCUCCACCUUACUCCUCCAAGGAAGAGGAGUCCAUUAAGGAUGAAGACAUAUCAGUCAGAGAUGGAAGUGGGAGAUUGGAUAGCCCGCCAUCUGUCAUAAAUCAGGGCCAUAGUUACCAAAAACCUGCCAUUUUCGCUCUAGUCAUAAGCGGCCAUAGUUUGGUUCACGCUCUAGAUCCACGACUGGAGGCCGAAUUUAUAGAGUUAGGCAGCGCUGCUAUGGCCGUGAUAUGUUGUCGCGUCACGCCCCUUCAAAAGGCUAUGGUAGUCGACGUAGUGCGAAGGCGUAAGCAAGUCACCACGCUGGCCAUAGGCGACGGGGCAAACGAUGUCAGCAUGAUUAGGACGGCCAAUAUAGGUGUAGGCAUAAGCGGGCUCGAAGGUAGGCAAGCCGUGUUGGCGGCGGAUUUCGCCAUAGCUCAGUUCCGAUUUCUCGAGAGACUUAUAUUGGUUCACGGUAGGUGGUCCUACUUUAGGAUGACGAAAUUUUUGCGUUACUUCUUCUACAAAAACUUCGCUUUCACGCUUUGCAGUUUUUGGUACGGAUUCUUUUGCGGCUUUUCCGCUCAGUCACUAUUUGAUCCUUGGUUCAUUUCGUUUUACAACCUCUUUUAUACAUCGUUGCCCGUCUUGGCUUUAGCCUUUUUCGAACAGGACGUAGACGAGGAAAUGUGCCUGAGGUAUCCUCAACUCUACCGCUCCAGCUUGGGUAACAAACUUUUCAACAAGAAAAUAUUUGCUCAAAGCAUUCUCCACGGCAUAGUCACUUCCUUUAUCUUGUUCAUUAUUCCAUAUUUCGCAUUUUUAGAUGGGAUGUCUAGCCAAGGUAAGGAGACGGGACUUUUCGUUUUCGGAAUCGUUGUUUCCACUUCCCUCAUAUUUACCGUUAGUUUACAAGCUGGGUUGGACACUACCUACUGGACCGGUUUCAACCACUUUGUUAUAUGGGGCAGCAUAAUAUUCUACCUGGCAAUGCAUUUUCUCAUGUACAGCCCAAUUUUCAAUAGGACAUACGUAGGCGUUAUGCUAGCGGCCACGGGUCAGCCCAAGUUUUGGUUCACUAUCAUGCUAACCGUUGCUAUUUUAAUCUUACCGGUGCUGGCUAUUCGCGUAUUUUUUUGUGACACUCGACCUAAUUUAUCCGAUCGCAUUCGCUAUGCUCAACGCAUUUACAACUCACAUAAGCGUAUGCAACAGAAAAAGGCCUCGCGAUUACGAUCACAACAAGAUAAACACGUUACCACGCACAAAUUUUUCUCUUCCUUUCCUCUAGGGCUGUUUCCUCCUCCCCACUUCUAUAAUGUAGGCGGGUUUAAGGCCGAUUUGCCGCGUACCGGUUCGAGUCGUACCGGGCCAGGUCGGGCCAGCAUUAGAACCGGGUACGCUUUUGCCCACGAACAAGGCUUCGGAGAUCUCAUCAUCAAAGGAACAUCUUUCAGGCCUCUCAGAGGUUCUUUUUCUGCUACAGCUCAUGGUCUCAAUCCCAAGGACCAAGGCACAAACGAUGAUGCAAAUGAUACCGAGGGGCAAACAACUAGUACGAUCGCAAAAUUUAGCAAAAGUGUCGAAAUUAAUUCCCAACAACCGUUGUCCCCUUUGCGACUAUUGGAUCAAAGGCAGGAAGAAUCCACAAUAUCACCUAAGAGAAAUCUUUUGACUUUCCUUCCCAAAAGUCCCACCUCCUCUUCUGCCACCGUCAUACUGCCCGAUAAUGACCAGCCUGGUAUUAAGGUAUUAAAAUAUCGUCCUAUUGGAACCUCUUUCACUUCCGGUCAAAAAAAAGAAACCCCCACUCAUCAAGCCAAACCCGGUGACAAAUCAUCUUCUUCGCAUAUGAUAACCGAACUUUAAAAACAUCGAAUAUAACAUAUUUUUUCGAAUCUCAAAUAAAACAAAUUUCUCAAAAAAUAGAUAAAUCUUCAACUAUAAUAACACGAAUAAUAAACGACGUUUAUUUUAUAGCCAGUGUUAAUAGUCUUUGGAAACGAUUAUAAAUUGGUGAUAUUUUUUAUUUCUUAAAAAAAAGAUGUGAUUUUAUUUUUUUGUUUGAAUGUGCAUACAUAUAUAUAUAUAUCACAUGUAAAUUAUAUGAAUUUGUCGCAAACUAAUUAUACAUAUACAAUAAUUAACACUUUUUAUUAUAAUAUUUUAUUCCACUAGUUAACAAUCAUAUUUUUUUUAAAUAACAUUUAUCAUUUUAUUCAAACCAUCGCAAAUUCAUUCUUGUCAUACAUGUUAUUAAAAAAUGUCUAAAAAUAAGUAUUAACUUCUUUAUUAUUAUUAUACAUUAUUUUUUUUAUCUAUCAUUUAAGUCUAUUUUUUUUAUAUAAAAAUUGAAAUCUAUAUUUAAAUGUCAAACAAAUCUUUUUUAUAUCAGAAUUUAGCUUAUAUUAUUUCAAUAAAACCUAUUUUUUUUAAAAAAAAACCAUCUUUUUCUAAAAAAUUAAAGUAAUUUUUUAUAGAAAACUUAGCUCAAUUUUAAUAUUUACAAGGCAAUGAUUACUUAAAAUGAAAUGAUACUUUAAACUCACAAAAUACGAAUCUACUCAACCUCUUUUUUUAAAAAAAAAAUCUUAUUCCUUUUUAAAUAAAUAAAAAAUAUAUGAUAAUAAUAAUUUAUAUAUUUAUUUGAUGUUAAAUAACACGUUAGUUUGCGUACAAAUUUGUUAAUAAAAUAAAUUUUUGAAAUUGAAUGUAUAAAAAAAAAUCGUUAGAAAAAUACUAUAAUAUGUAUAUUGUUUUUUUUUAAUGAAACUUAUUUUAAAAAAGUGGCCAUCUCUGGAGGACAAUUUUCUGGAAAUCAUAUAUAGUAUACGCUGAAUGUGAUUAUUUUAAAUAAAAAUAAUUUUGUCAUAA